Eriocheir sinensis (Chinese mitten crab) is the source of this 3410-nucleotide messenger RNA. RefSeq lists its product as uncharacterized. Bases 918 to 2675 code for a protein of 585 amino acids. NCBI's taxonomy places the organism in Eukaryota, Metazoa, Arthropoda, Malacostraca, Decapoda, Varunidae. The transcript has 4 exons. The record is from RefSeq and is a predicted model, not a curated record.
AUUGGUGCAGAGAAGAUCCUUCUACAUGCUACGUACUGCUACUGAUAUGAUGUAAAGUCAUAUUAGCGGGUAAAUCGAACAGCCAAAAAAUCGAUUGUCCACACUUCUCUUCCAUCAUGAAGCCGUCCACAGGAAUCUUCUUUUGGAUUUUAUCUUGUCGUAAUGCAGUUUGAUUAAGAAACUUGCAGGUGUCAACUCAGCUGCCUAUCCUGCAACACCAACCGUGGGAGGAGGAAACGAAGGAAAAGGAGGAGGAGGAGGAGGAGGAGGAGGAUAAUAAGGAGGAGAAGGAGGAGAAGAAGAAACAGGAAGAGGAAGAAGAAAAAAGAGGAUUGUCGGAAAAAGAAGAUAAGGGAAAGUAGGAGAAAGAGAAGGGAAAGAAGAAAAGUAGAAAGAAGAAGUAGUUGUAGCGAAUCUGGUGGUGUUGGUGGUCUUGCGGGGCAAAGUUUUGUUGCUGUUGAAGGUGGUUGUGGUCGUGAACAAACUUAGAUAAGAUAAAAGAGAAAGUAAAAUUAAGCGAGGUAAGGUAAAACGUCGGGGAAUAGAGCCUCAAGUAAACGUGAAAAGCAGAACUGCAAGAACAAAAUGCAGGUUGAAGCAGCUAAGCAAGGCAUUUGGUAACAUCAAUGUCACUCUAAGCGGUUUUAGAACGAUGGUUGUGCUAUUGCUCAAAUGAAUGCUGAGAUAAAGGAAAGAAAGGGAUGCAAAAAAUAAUAUUUUGCAGGCAACUAAGAAUAGCAUACUAAUAUCUCUAUUAAUAAGUCUGCUCCUAUCAAUCAUGCCUUAAACCAAAAACAUUUCCCACAAAAAAUAGGCAUGAAGGUACUAUCACAAUAACAUAGACAGUACCUUAACAAAUACCCUUUGCGAAACGAGAUCACCAUUUUAACAUCAGCAAUUCAUACAUCAUCACAAUCAUGUACUCCGGGGCCCUCAUGUCAGCGAAGCUACGUCAGGCAGCUAUGGCUGCAGCUGGACCUGCCCUACCACAUCGGAGCGAAACACUGAAGCCUCGCCGCUCACAGGCGAGGCGGCAGUGGUCCAUCCAAGCAGUGAAGGGCAAAGUAACAACACGAUGUCUCUGGAACGCCUGCAAAGCACUCACCGUCGGCGUCCUACUCAUCCUCGUGGGAGCAGCCAUGGCCACAAUAGGAUACUAUGCCGAGGAAGAACAACUAAGGUUACAAGCCCUUUACGACUCCGAUGAGGGUACCAAUGACGAGCAAGUGGUGAUGGAUAAAAUGGCCCCAACACGUAUAUUUCCACAACCACCACACUAUUCAUCCGGAGGUAAGGGAGGCUCCAGCCCCUCGACAGGCAGCAACACUUCCUCCACUGUGUCUACUCUCCAUAGCGACAAUGUGACCAACAAUGACACCACUAGCAAAAGCCCAAAGAUUGAUCACGUCUUUACUAAGGACUCUGGUUUUGGCUUAAAUAAGCUGUCUUACGUCGGUCCUAUUGUGAUGGGCUUUGGAGGAUUCGUGAUUGUUGCUGCCUGCGUAAUGACCUUCGAGGCACGAGACAGUGCAGCCAAAAUCGUUCCAGCCCGAUUUCGCAAGCCAUUCUCCGAGCGUAAUAAUGGACGGGACGAGGAAGGUGGAGUGCGACACUCCGCUUGCCAGACAAAGUGGGAAGCCCUUUCUUUUUGCCAUCACUCGCAGCAGGAGGGCACAAGUCCCGCCGCGGAGCAUCCCCAAAGAUCAGAAUUGUCCAGACGUGCCAUGACCUUUGCUUUCAUACAAUUUUCCAAAACACUGCAAACAAGUAUCGAUUCAUCAGCUGAGUAUUACGAUGGCCGGCGUGGGUCGCGGCCGCAUUUGGCUAAAUGUCCCUCCGCUCCUUCUCUGGUGCCACCAUUUCAAAAAAAUGAGCGAAGACUGGCAGAACCUCCUCGAGUGCUACGAGUUGCAACACGACCCUCUCAACCAUCAACCACCCCGCCAAGACCUAGCUUGACUCCCAACAGCCUGCCCCGCCAGGCCAUGUCAGUUGACAACCCUGCCGUACGAGAAGUGUACGCAGCCACAGCUUACCCUGCCUUUAUUGGUACACGUGGCGAGGAGGAGAUGGAGCUGGGAGCCUCAGCAACGGGUGUGCACGAAGUGGGAAGUGGAAGCCAAGGUUCACUGGCUUUGGACCUCCACUUGCCACAAAGCUGCCCCGUUACGUUAACAGUUCGCGAUGAGAGUCGCUCACCAAGUAACUCUAGAGAGGAAUCCCCUAAACCACUCCUCCCUGGCCUAAAAGUAGAUAAGCAGACCUCAACCAGUGACCACCUAAAUCUUAGCUUACUUGGCACAUCUCGGGACACCUGGGGCUCAAGGGACAUUGCCUGCCCCUCUAGCCGCGUGACUUCCGGGGGUUCGUUUAGGGAGCCCCGGCGGCCACGUCCUUCUCGCCGAGUGCGUCGCAGUGAAACUAUUGACACUGCCAGUGUUGCCGCUUCUUCUCGCCGCUCACAUCACCAGCGCCACCUAUCAACCACUUCCGCCCGCAGCAGCUCAUCACGCAACGGCACAGGUGGGACAAUACACGGGGGUGGUGAAAGGCGUCUCCAAACCUCCCGCAGUGAGACGGCACGCCGUCACCAGUUUAUGAGACAACACAAGGUGGAAACAGGUGGCUCCCAAGAGGAUUUAUCCACCCUUCCUCAUUGUCAUCAUCCUAUCUAAUUUUAGUGCCCUAACCACCCAGCAAUUAUAGAUCCCGCAACACUGAAAACGCCGUUUUCCGAAUUGACUUAUUAUAUAGAACUAGAUAAUAUGAUUAGGAAGUUAUUUGAGAAAUAUGGCUGUCUUCCCUUCACCUGAUUAAGCAAUAAGAGCAGAGAAAAUCCUAUUAUGUGGCUGAAUAUUAACAUUUACAAACUGGACAGUAAUGUCGACCUUAUGUCACAUUUGCAGCUGCAGAGAAAUAUUGCAACCCCUUCCUUUUCUUUCCGCUGAGUCUUAGCAUUCCACCUGCCGCAAUCCUCCCUUUCCUUUUAGCCCAUAAGACUUCCUCAGAUAUUACAGAUAACUAAUUAGCACUCUGAAAUGAGAAACACACACACACACACACACACACACACACACACACACACACACACACACACACACACACACACACACACACACACACACACACACGGCCUGGUAGCUCAGUGGAUAGAGCGUCUGCCUCACAACCUGAAGGACCGGGGUUCGAUUCCGUGGCCGGGUGUAGAUAAGUUGAGUUUAUCUUCUUUCACGUGUAGCCCCUGUUCACCUAGCAUUGAGUAGGUACGCGACGUCAGGCAAGGAGUUGUGACCUCGUUGUCGCGGUGUGUUGUGUGUGUGGUCUCAGUCCUACCCAAAGAUCGGUACUAUGAGCUCUGUGCUCUUCCGUAGAGGAACGGCUGGUUGUCUCGAGAGAGACCCGCAGCAGAC